Molecule: messenger RNA, 3831 nt
Organism: Ipomoea nil (Japanese morning glory)
Lineage: Eukaryota; Viridiplantae; Streptophyta; Magnoliopsida; Solanales; Convolvulaceae
Exons: 4
Coding region: 1-3831 (1276 amino acids)
Biological process (GO): telomere maintenance; DNA repair
Molecular function (GO): DNA helicase activity
Source: RefSeq, a predicted model, not a curated record
AUGUGCAAUCGUAUCAAUUCUGUAAGGAAAGAUGGUGAGCAACAGGAUAUCCAUAGCGAAAUUGUUAAUGAUAUUCAACAAGACUUGGACCAGAACAAUGUCUUGGUAAAAUCAUUUCGCAUGGCAAGAGCAGAAAUACAAAAGAAUCCACUGGCUGAGGUUAAGAUUAAAUUGCUUGGUAAGCGAUCAAAGGAUGCCAGAACAUACAACUUGCCGCAAGUGUCAGAAGUUGCUGCCUUAAUUGUUGGUGAUAUUGAUACAAAUAUUGGAGAACGUGACAUUUUGGUGGAAACAAAGAGCGGCCUCUUGCAAAGAAUUACUGAAUUAAAUCCAGCUUACUUGCCCAUGCAAUACCCUCUAUUGUUUCCAUACGGUGAGGACGGUUACAGGGAAGACAUCCCCUUCUCAACAUUAAAAGGAAACAUAGCCGGUGGACGCCAACGGAUAAGUCCUCGAGAAUAUUUUUCAUACCGUAUCCAAUCGCGAAUCGCAGAGGUAUCAACUUUAUUGCAUGCAAAAAGGUUAUUACAACAAUUUGUGGUGGACGCCUAUACAAUGGUGGAGUCUGGAAGGUUAAUUUACAUAAGGACACACCAAAAAAGUUUGAGAUGCGAAUCAUAUAACUGCUUGAAUGAUGCUUUAACACGCGGUGAAGUCGACCCAACUACUCAAGGAAAGAGAAUAAUAUUGCCUUCAAGUUUUACAGGUGGUGCUAGAUACAUGAUACAAAAUUACCAGGACGCAAUGGCGAUAUGUAGAUGGGUUGGAUAUCCAGAUUUGUUUAUCACGUUCACCUGCAACCCCAAGUGGCCUGAGGUGCAACGAUUCUUGAACGAUCGAAAAUUAAAACCAGAAGAUCGUCCUGACAUAGUAUGUAGAGUAUUCAAAAUGAAAUUGGACGCUCUCAUUGCAGACUGCAGGAAGAACAAGCUUUUUGGACCAGUAAUUGGAGUGAUCUAUACAAUCGAGUUUCAAAAGAGAGGUCUACCGCAUGCUCAUAUACUGUUAUUUCUGGAAAAGACCAAUGGGAACCAAAGCGGGAUAAAUUUGGACAACAUCAUUUCAGCUGAGUUACCUGAUAAAGAAGAUGAUACCGAAUACUUCAAAGUAGUAGAGGAGUUUAUGAUGCAUGGUCCUUGCGGUAGAGCACGGUUGAAUUCUCCAUGUAUGGCGAAUGGUAAAUGUACUAAACACUUUCCCAAAAAGUUUGUUAAUUUCUCAACUUUUGACGAGGAUGGUUAUCCUAUCUAUCGGAGAAGAGACAAUGGUCGCUCGGUGAUGCGCAAUGGGAUUAACUUGGAUAAUAGGUACGUGGUUCCACACAAUAGGCAUUUGUUGUUAAAGUACCGGGCUCAUAUUAAUGUGGAAUGGUGUAACCAGUCCCGGUCAAUAAAGUAUCUAUUUAAGUACGUGAACAAGGGUCACGACAGGGUCACAGCAGAAUUCUACAGAACAAACACUGAUGAUGAUGGGCCGAAAGUUAUUAAUGAAAUCAGUAUGUACUAUGAUUGUAGGUACAUAUCUCCUUGUGAAGCAUGUUGGCGGUUGUUUGGAUUUGAUAUACAGUUAAGGACACCAUCAGUUGAACGAUUAAGCUUUCACCUGCCGAAUCAACAAAGUGUAGUAUUUGCCGAUGAUGAUCCAGUUGAUAACAUACUUAGCCGGCCAACAAUCUUACAAAGCAUGUUCCUAGAAUGGUUUGAGGCCAAUAAAAUCUACCCGGAAGCGAGGAAAUUGACAUAUGCUGAAAUGCCAACGAAAUUUGUCUGGAAGAAAGAUAUUAGAAAAUGGCAGCCAAGGAAAAGAGGAUUUGCAAUAGGUAGAGUAUUCUAUGUGCCUCCUGGUACAGGGGAGAUCUUUUAUUUGAGAUGUCUUUUGAAUAAAGUCAAAGGACCCACAAGUUACUUAGAUAUAAAACAAGUAAAUGGUGUGCAAUACGAUUCUUUUAGGGAUGCGUGUUCUGCGAGAGGCUUAGUAGAUGACGACAAAGAAUAUAUUCAGGCUAUCGAAGAAGCAAGUCAAUGGGCCACAGGUGUGAAUUUGAGAAGAUUGUUUGUCACUCUCUUGAUGUCAAACUCAAUGGCGAAACCUGAAGUUGUCUGGGAAGCUGCGUGGACUUAUUUGUCUGAUGAUGCACAAUUCAAGAUUAGAGAAGACAUGAGGAUUCCAGAUUUUAUCUUAUCGGAAGACGAGAAGAAGAAUUUUGCACUUGCUGAGAUAGAACUAAUGCUUUCGACUAUGGGAAAGAGUUUGAAAGACUUUCAAUCGAUGCCGGUACCGGAUUUAGAGAAUCAUGCUAGAACCACCAAUCGGUUGAUACAGGAGGAAUUAGCAUAUGAUGUUAAUGUCAUGAAGGAAGAGAAUGAUAGCAUGGUGGAACAACUGACUGAAGAACAAAGGGCGAUAUAUGACAACGUAUUGCAAGAUGCUCAGAAUAAUGUUGGAGGACUUUUUUUUGUUUAUGGAUACGGUGGAACGGGAAAAACAUUCUUGUGGAGAGCAUUGUCUUAUGCUAUUAGAUCAAAGGGUGAGAUAGUUUUAAACGUUGCAUCAAGUGGCAUAGCUUCACUUCUAUUACCUGGGGGAAGAACUGCACAUUCAAGGUUUGCAAUACCAAUAGCUGUUAAUGAAGAUUCAACUUGCAAUAUAAGCCAAAGUAGUCCGCUGGCACAGUUGAUCAUGCAAAGUAGGUUGAUCAUUUGGGAUGAGGCACCAAUGAUGCAUAAAUUUUGCUUUGAAGCUUUGGACCGAACUAUGAGAGAUAUAAUGCGUGUCAAAAAUCCAAACAGCUGGGAUAUGACUUUUGGUGGAAAAACAGUGGUGUUAGGUGGAGAUUUUAGACAAAUACUACCAGUAAUUCCAAAGGGAUCGAGACAAGAUAUUGUGGGAGCCAGCAUAAAUUCAUCCUAUCUUUGGAGAAGUUGUAGAGUAUUUAGGCUAACAAAGAAUCUUAGACUCAGGACAUUGCAAUCAAAUACUGAAGCUCAAGAGAUUGAAGAAUUUGCUAAAUGGAUUGCCAAUAUAGGUGAUGGAAAAAUUGGUGAUUCAAGGGAUGGAGAAUGUGAGAUCAAGAUUCCUCAGGAAUUUUUACUGACGUGUGUUGAGGAUCCUAUUGCUACAAUUGUUGAUAGCACAUUUCCUAUGUUUCGCAGUGGUAACCGAGAUCUGAAAUAUCUAAAAGAUCGUGCAAUUUUGGCCCCAACUUUGGAUAUUGUUGAUACAGUCAAUGAAUACAUGAAUGAAUAUAAUAAUGCUGAAGGAAGGACGUAUCUCAGUUGUGAUUCAAUUUGCAAAUCGGAUUCUAAUGUUGACAUGCUUGCUGAUCUGCACACACCGGAAUUUUUAAAUGGAUUACGCUGUUCUGGAGUUCCAAAUCACUCAUUGACUCUAAAAGUCGGCUCACCAGUUAUGCUUUUGAGAAAUAUUGAUCACUCAUUGGGGUUGUGCAAUGGUACAAGAAUGAUAAUUUCAAAGUUGGCUGAUCAUGUUUUAGAAGCUCAAAUACUGUGCGGAGCAAGUGCUGGUUCAAAGGUCUUAAUUCCAAGGAUGUCCUUAACACCGUCUGAUCCCAGAUUGCCUUUUAAAUUCCAAAGAAAGCAAUUCCCACUAAUGUUGUCAUAUGCCAUGACAAUAAAUAAAAGUCAGGGUCAAACACUCUCAAACGUCGGUUUGUUUUUGAAGAGGCCGGUUUUCAAUCAUGGUCAAAUGUAUGUAGCAGUGUCAAGAGUUAGUAGUCCAAAGGGUUUAAAAAUACUUAUCUGUGAUGAAAAUGUAAAAUCUAAAAAUACGACUACAAAUGUCGUAUAUAAAGAAGUUUUCAAUAAUGUCUAA